ACAGUGUCAAAAAUGGUGUGUGUUACUAUACUUGGACUUCUCACUUCUACGUUAGUGGUUUCAUCAUCAGGGAAUCCGCUUCACCUGACUGGGUUGCAUUCCUGGCUGAAUGGGCGAAUAGUGGGUGGAGAAGAGACAACAAUCGAGAGAUUUCCAUUUCAAGGAUCUUUUCGAAUGUAUGGCUACCACAGGUGUGGUGCGGUCAUCAUUAAAGCUCAUGUAGCAACCACCGCAGGACAUUGUGUUGACGACCAGGAUACAUGGUACCUUUCUGUCAAAGCUGGAGUUACAGAAUGGGAAGACGAAGGAAUGGAGCUUAAAGUGAAGGAUUACAUCGCUCAUGAAGAUUACAGCAUCCGAACUUUAGAAAGCGACAUUGCGCUCCUGUUUCUGGAGGGAGGAUUUGAAUUUAGUAAUACAAUUCAACCAAUAUAUCUGGCUAGCUAUGGAGAAGAGCUUCAUCCGAGUACGAAGGCUUAUGUCAGUGGUUGGGGUACUAUGAAGGAAAAUGGAAGUGCACUUUCCGAGAAACUACGAUUUGCUGCUGUAACUAUUUGGGAUCAGGAGGAGUGCGAGGAUGCCUAUGAGGGAAUUAAUAAUGUUACUUCUACGAUGAUUUGCGCUGGAGAACCGCAAGGUGGUGUCGACCCUUGUGAAGGAGAUUCUGGUGGUCCAUUAAUUGUAGGAAAUAAACUCUUUGGUACGGUUUCCUGGGGACUAGGAUGUGCUCGGCCAGGAAAACCAAGUGUUUACGUAAAAAUAUCAGCGUUACGAAAGUGGAUUGAUAGUAAAUUACUGGCAGCCAAUGCUAACUGAUCUACGAUAGCGAGGGUAUUGGGUUUAUUAAAACAUGUGUUGUGUCUGUUGGAAAAUAUUUGGUUCGAUGUGUUGAAAUCCAAUUAAAAUAUCUUUUGAAAUAAAGGAACACCACAUGCUAUUAGGUUCAUAAUUGAUAUUUCUAUGGCUUGAUUACCGUAAUAAGGAAUUGAUUGUAAUCAAUACGAUUAGCUUGCUAUCUUGCAGCUUUUCCACUUUAAUUUGGUUUUUACGUUACAUCAAAAUGCC
Hermetia illucens (black soldier fly) is the source of this 1065-nucleotide messenger RNA. Its product is annotated as trypsin beta-like. Gene Ontology annotation, molecular function: serine-type endopeptidase activity. NCBI's taxonomy places the organism in Eukaryota, Metazoa, Arthropoda, Insecta, Diptera, Stratiomyidae. The transcript has a single exon. The record is from RefSeq and is a predicted model, not a curated record. The coding region runs from base 13 to 816 and encodes 267 amino acids. Gene Ontology annotation, biological process: proteolysis.